Messenger RNA from Phialemonium atrogriseum, 1483 nucleotides. RefSeq lists its product as uncharacterized. Bases 217 to 1446 code for a protein of 409 amino acids. NCBI's taxonomy places the organism in Eukaryota, Fungi, Ascomycota, Sordariomycetes, Cephalothecales, Cephalothecaceae. Gene Ontology annotation, molecular function: DNA-binding transcription factor activity, RNA polymerase II-specific; zinc ion binding. The transcript is spliced from 3 exons. Gene Ontology annotation, biological process: regulation of transcription by RNA polymerase II. The record is from RefSeq and is a predicted model, not a curated record.
GUUAAACCCGAGCAUCUGGAUGCUCUGUAUGCCUGACUCCCUCUCCCGGCGAGCGUUGUGGAGCACCUCAUUUUGCCUGCAUCAUCUGGCAAGUCUAGGUUGUUCUUUUCUAGGUCCCGUCGCUAGAGGUAAGUGCGCGCGACGUUGUUGUAAAAGUCAGUUAAAUUGGGAGUUGCUCGCACUUUCUCGUACCGAGCCGAGAAUUACGAAAAUCUCAUGGAACACUCAACGCGGAAUGCGGCGAGGCCAAGACGCUCUCACCCAAAGUCGCGGACCGGCUGCAAGACCUGCAAAGUCAGGAAGAUCAAAUGCGACGAACAACGACCCUCCUGUCGCAACUGUACUAAGCAUGGCGUGAAAUGCGAUUUUCUGGCUCUGGCCGAAGCAGCCUCACCCAGAAGCCUGACCGAUGAGAAUCCCUCCAACGGGUUGAAUGUGCUUGAUCUCGAGCUCAUGCACAACUUCUCUACGUCGACAUAUGCCACCCUGUCCAAUGACACCCUACUGAGGGACAUGUGGAGAGUCUCCGCCGUCCAACUUGCACUGAACUGUGACUAUGUCCUGAGAUGUGUUCUGGCCGUGUCGGCCUUGCACCUGGCCCGUCACCGGCCGGAUAAGAGAGACUACUACACAUCCCACGCGCUCCUUCAUCACCAGAUCGCCUCCAGGGCAGCCAUGGCCGAGCUAUCAAACGUCACGAGAGAGAACGUGCGGCCUCUCCAAAUGUUCUCCAUAUUGACGAUUAUCUUCGCACUAGGAAGCCCACGACGGCCGGACGGCUUCCUACUCAUCGGCGAGAGCAGCUUCCCCGACUGGAUGUUCCUCCUGUCGGGGACGCGGCGGUUCUCGGAGAUACUGCAGGACGACACCUUCACCGGCCCGCUGGGCCCCAUGUUCCAGCAUGGCUUCAGGAGGAGCCUUCUCCAGCGGCCCGACGACGACGACAACGACAACAACAGUAACAACAACAACAACAACAACGGCCGGGAGCUCUCGCCGUCGCCCGGGAUCGAAGCGCUGGAGCGCCUGCAGGCCCUCGUGGAGGACUCGGUCGCCGCCGCCGCCGACGACGAGGGGCCCGGGCGGGCGUACCGGCACGCCAUCCGGGCGCUGCACCCGCCGUACCGGGUGUUCCUGGGGCGCGGCGGAGACGGGGAUGGGGACGGGGUGGCGGCGGCGGUGGAGGUGGAGACGACGGACGUGUUCAUGUGGAUCUACCGGGUGGCCGACAGCUUCCUGCCGUUCCUCAGGGUGCCGACGCAGGAGGCGAUUGCCAUCUUUGCGCACUUUUGCGUCCUGUUCAAGAGGAUACGGAACCAGUGGUGGCUUGAGGGCUGGGCGGAUCACCUCAUCUCCAAGGCGUACGGGUUGCUCGAUGAGGAGCACCGCUUGUGGAUACGUUGGCCGAUCGAGGAGAUGGGGUGGUUGCCGCCGCCGGCUACUUGAUUAAAAGAUUUGGGGGGGGGGGGUUCGUCCGCUGUGA